Molecule: messenger RNA, 1083 nt
Organism: Gloeophyllum trabeum ATCC 11539
Lineage: Eukaryota; Fungi; Basidiomycota; Agaricomycetes; Gloeophyllales; Gloeophyllaceae
Exons: 4
Coding region: 1-1083 (360 amino acids)
Source: RefSeq, a predicted model, not a curated record
AUGGAAUAUGCUGAUGACAUUGCGCAGCGGCAUGUCGAGGUUCCGCAUCGUCUGGAUGCCCAGCAGCUGGGUAUCCCCCGAGCGGCUCAAAUAGCCUACGCUCCCGUCCAGCUUGAUGAGGAGGAUCUCGAGUACCUCUCCGAAUCUGGCGACGAACGUUCCGCUGCUGUGGAAGUGCCUGGUUUUGCACCCCGAGGCCCGUUGACCGCUGCCAACAACCUGCGCCGACCUCGUCCUGCCCCUUCCGGUCCGACCAUGGAGACAACUCGCUUCACUAAGAAGCCCAAGGUAGAAGCCGUAGGCGGGAGUGGAACACGGGGCCGAGUUCUGGAUAGCGACUUCCCGAGGGAGAAGCGGGGAGCUGUCAAGGGUUCCCAGCAUCAUUUCCGCUGCCUUAUAAGCUCUGAUGCCCCCUUCCCGAACACGGACCUUGCGACGGAGUUCUGUCGGGAGGCCUGGGGAAAGGCGUGCAAGGACCAAGGCAUAGAUAUGGAGUUUGGACCGCUAGUUGUGAGUAUGCUCACUGACCGUGCACCGCAGAUACGGGGGGAGAUAAAGAUCAAGGCGCGAACGCUCGUCCCAUCAUACUACAAGCUGCUCGACAAAAACAGCAAGGCGGACGCGCAGACCAUCCGCGCCCGUGUUGAGAUGCUUAAAGACAACGAGGCAUUCGUUCACGAGAAUCCGGAGGAGCGCACGGGCCGCUACAAACACCCUAUCAUUCAAGCCGUCAUCAACGAAACCUGGUAUUCAAGCCAACGUGAUGAAGGGGUCGAGUACUCUGAGUACUUCAGCGAGAAGGUUGCUUUCAACGUCGGGGGCCGCCGCAAGUCAGGGUUUGGUAUACCCUUGGUUACCAUUGCUCUUGUUUUAACUGCCGUCCAGUGUGCCCUGGAUGAAUGGGCCACAGGUCAGAGGAGUGGCGUCGAGUUCAGCGAGAAGACGUAUGGACCUGUCUUUGAACACCACCUAUCGAAGCUCGACACCCUUAAGGAGAAGAUGGCUGAUAUGGAGAUUGUUGAACGCAUUCAGUCCCAGCUUCUGGAUGGUGCUCGGUGGGUUUACAUCAAUAUUUUAUCCUGA